AGCUGGUGGAAGUGAAGCUGUCGAUACCUGGUGAUACUGUUAAAGGUAGGAAAGAUGUCGUAUCAGGGCAGUCCCCAUUCCCAUUCCCAUUCCCACUCCCAUCAUGGGAACGGAAAUGGCCCGCCAAUCUGGGGAAAUGGAAAUGGAAACGGUCAUCCCAAUAAUCUUCCUCGACCGCAAAUGCAAUCCCCAUACGCGCACACCCGGAAUGUAGGCAUCGGUAUAGCUGGAGGAAAUCCAUACCCAACACCAUCGAAUCAGUACUAUUCAUCACCCACACCCACACCCACGCCCACACCCUCACAACAUCGACCUCAGUAUGCCAUGCAGGCUCCCGAUUUAAAUCGCUACAGCGGACCGCCCGCUCCUCACUCCCACUCCCAGCAUCAGCAUCAGCUUCAGAAUCAGAACCAAAGUCCGCAACCUCAAAUGUUCACACAACCCUCACAAAUCUUCCAACCACCACCUCCGGCGCAUUUGGGACAGCCGAACCCCUCUCCACGAAACUUUGCUCCGAACUCAAUGUACAUAAAUCCAGGAGCCAUGUCAAGCCCUGCGCCCGAUCCUCAGCAGGACACCUCCAAGCUCCUGAUUUCUCUCGCAGAAGAGUACUUUGAUGCUGCGCACGAACUCGGUCCUUCGGUUUCCGUCUUACUGACUCCCACACAUGUGGAGGCAUAUCAACGGCUGAUUGCGACAGGAUUGAAGUGUUUGGACGCGGCUUUGAAAAGAGGAAAACUGCCGCCCAGGAUGGAAGCGAAUGUGCGACUACGCUAUGCUGGAGUACUUCAUGAAGAGACGGAAAACAACCUGGAAGCGGAAACAGCACUGAGUAAAGGAAUUAGUCUUUGUGAGAGGGUAUGUCGGUACUCAUUGCCGCAAGCGACGCUUCUGACGUGACCUAGAAUAAAUACAAUGAUCUCAAGUACGCCAUGCAGUAUUUACUUGCGCAAGUAAUGGCACAAAAGAACCCCAAGGCCGCCAUGAAAGCGCUAAAUGGUUAUGUUAACGAAGCUGAAGAGUAAGUCACUUUCUCAUGGUCAGGGUGAGUUCAGGCUAAUACCCACAAGCUACCAACAUAUUUCUUGGGUAUAUGCCCUUCGAUUCCUUCGGGCGCAGUAUGCUAUGACAACUGGAAUUCUUGCCGACGACCAUUAUGCCAUCAAGAAUUUCCAAAAGAUCUCGGAACUUGCGACGACGCAACAAGAUGACGCCAUACACCUGACAGCUUCUUUGAUGGAAGCAAUGGCACAUAUGAGAUCAGCCGCACCGGAUUCUAUGGUACUCGCCCAAGGUGCACUUGGCGCUGCGCGAAAACACCAAUUAACUGUUGGCGCUACGAUAUUACAGCUUAACGGUUUAACGCAUCUUCUUGAUGUCAUGUGUAGUAUACGCGAGGGGAGUAUACAAGAAAUGUUGGUCAAGUUGAAAAACCUACAGGUAACAAUGGAUCAAGUUCUCCAUAACGAGAAAUGGGGAAGGUUCAGUAAUGUUAUAGCUAUUCCCAUAAACAGGACUGCCAAAAGUUCACAUACCGUCAGUUAUGAGACUAGAGCCGUCUUAGGAAUUGGCGAGGAUGGACGCGAUAAUCUAAUGUUUUCCUUUCUCAGCAAAACCGACGCGUAUUCAAUCUCGUUAGUUUCCUCUUUCCGAUUUCAUGGAUAUCGCUGACCACUUUUCAGGUACCUACUUUGUGGAGUCGUAUUAUUACAUCGAGGUGAUCAGAAAGGAGUCAAAUACCUGAAAGAAGGUCUGAAUACUCUGAAAGGUAAUCCGAAUGUUGCGCCACCCAUGUUACUUAAAAUUGACAUGGUAAUAACAGGGGCUACUCGAACAUCUCGAAUGACUGAAGGCCUGCUACCCGAAUUGGCCCAGAAGCAAGCAUGGAGAGGCGAAAUUAUGUGUUAUUACCAGCUGUACAUGGCUUUUUACGCCGCUGGAAUCUCUGAUUGGCAUCAAGUUAAGCUCAACAUUGAUCAGCUAAGGUCUACGGCUCGAAAUUUCGAUUUUGCUCUUCCAGGUCCCCUUGAAUGUCUCGCAUUGUUCCUCACUGGUGUUUACUACCAAGGAUCUGGGGACUUGAGUACUGCUUUAAGAAUAUUUCAAGAUCCCAUGUUUUCACUGAAUCAUAACCACGGUAAAACAACCUCCACUUCGAAAAUCGAGCGCGAGUUUUCCAUCAUAGCAGCCCUGAGCGCGCUCUGGAUUCUUCAAACGCCAAGUCAACAAAAUACCGCCAACAACACUGCUACUCUCGCCAUGCUCGAACCAAUAUGUGACAAGCAUCCCAACCUCGACAUACAAACCGCUUUUCGACUCGUCAAAGCAACCAUCCUGACCAACCCUCCAGUACCCCUCUACUCCAUCAAAACGCUCCUAGGCGCAGCACUUAGUGGAGCAAAGAAAACACAGAACAAUCAAUUUAUCUGUAUCAUUCUCAAUGUCAUGUGCUCAAAGUUCUUCUCAAAUGUGGUAGGAGAGCAAGCGGAAAAAAGUGCGAUGGCUGGUUGUGUGCAGGCGCAAAAAAGCGGAAGUUUGCUCUGGAGAAGUGUGGCGGAUGGGAUGCUUGCGAAGUGUUAUGAUGUGCAGGGGAAGAAGGGACAGGCGGCUCAGAGGAUGGCUAUGGCGGAGAAGUUUGCGUUGGAUGCUUCUGGUGUCUUGAGUUCUGCAAAUGGAAGUAAUAUGCAGAGUGUUGUGUGUGAGUAGAUAUUGGGGUCUGAUUGGGGGAUGAUUUGUGAUUCAUGUGGAUUGUACAUGGGAGAGGAGUUGUGAACAUACUGGGAGAGGAGUGGCGCAUUAUUUGCUCGGAUUGUGACUUUUACGAUAUAUGGAUGGCUUGCUUGAGUAAGGUGGCAGCGAGGAG
Messenger RNA from Hymenoscyphus albidus, 2863 nucleotides. NCBI's taxonomy places the organism in Eukaryota, Fungi, Ascomycota, Leotiomycetes, Helotiales, Helotiaceae. The record is from the annotation of a GenBank genome assembly.